CCAAAUUGCCCAAACUGUGAACAUGAAUGAACGUGCCGCGGACAAGGAAACAACAGAAGAAUAGAGGAUAGUGUCGAAUAAUUCAUAAAAGUCAGUUGGUGUAUCCCACGAAAAUAACCAUAUUGAUAUAUUCGCAAACAAAAUAUCACCAACGAAAAUAUUAUCGAAAAAAUAUACACAAAUAUCCAUAUUCGAUAUAUCAAUAUGUAUUCAACUUUCGAAACUCGGCGCGAAUAAUAUAUCCGAGAAAACGUCCGCAUCCAGCCGCAUUGUCAUCCGCAUCCGCGUGUACGUGUACGUGAGUGCCAAAAUCUGUGUGUUUUGUGUGUGUGUGUGUUUUCGCGUAUUUUGUUAACGUUUUUUGUGUGUUUUGUUCUGACCCUAACCGAAACCCGUAACCCGAAAUCCGAAAUCCGAAAUCCGCUUCACCAUUCCCUUCCCUUCCGUUCCUACACGACCCACGACUACCUUUGUUGUAGUUUUCUUGAUUUGCGCAAAGUAAAAAAGAAGGAACUUUUCAUAUUUAUAAUUUGUUGCUCAUUUGUUUUUAUUGUGACCAAUUUUUUUCAAGUGUUGGAAAGUGCUCAAAACAAAGAAGAAAAGAACCACGAAAAGAAAACCCGAAAUUCAAGAUAAAGAGAGAUAGAAAGAAAGGAGAAGAAAAUUACAAGAAAGAUUCCUUCCAAAUGACAAAACAGCGACAGAGGCCGAACAGAAGCAGCGGCAGAAGCAGCGGCAGCGGCAGAAUUGCAUCAAUUAACGGAUUACAACAACAACAACAUAUUUUCGGAUAGAAAAAUCAACGGGGAACAAGGCAGCGACUGCGGCAGAACGCAGCAGCGACAGCGGCAGCAGCAGCAGCGCAGCGCAGCGCAGCAGCAAACAGCGUCGCGUCUCAACGACCAUUUGGACCCUCAACGAAAAAACCAGCCACAAAACAAAAAUAUGCCAAUGAAAACUAUGUGAAAACCAUCGACAAAGAACCACGAAAAUAGGAAUUCGAAUAACGAAAUCGAAAGGAUACUCGGAGGAUCGGAUCUGCAGAGGAGGAUCGUUCAUUGGGAAGAGGAGGAGAGAAGAUACUUUCAGCUCCCGGUGCUCCAGGCGGCUGGCUGCGAGGCUGUAAUGCCACCGAGGCGCCCCCACGGGCCAUGCCGCAUGCCUCAGCGAUGACGUUGACGACGACGAUGACGAGGGCGUGGCACUGAAGCGGAGCGGAGAGGAGAGAGGGAAAGCCCUUUCGGAUGAUUCAUGAUGCGAGUGCAAAUGAAAUGCAAACGUGGCCAAUAAUAGUGAUAAAUAAUAAUAAAAAAAUAAUUAAUGCAACAUUGCAACAUAAUUAACGCGAAGAACAGCAAACAAAUUAAAAAUUCACCAUAAAUAUUCGUGAGUGAAGUGCUCGCUCGCUUCACGAAACCAGAACCAUUAUUCCCCUGAAAUACUACAGUGAAAACGCUGACAGAAGGACCCGAAAAGCGAACGAGGACGAGGACGAGACCGAAACCGAGAACGUGGCGCAGCGCGAUACCAAAAUGACUAUGAAAUCGAUGAAGUACUCCGAUUGUGAUACCAUUAUGGAUGGCUAUAAUCCGGUGCCGCCGCCACUGCCACGGCGCGUGCCACCCGUUCGCAACAUUUACGCGGAGCCCUUUGCCCAUGAGCCGAACCAUUCCAGCAGAUUGGGCGGCCACCCACAACAGAUGCCACAAAGUAUGUCAACUGGCAGCAACACAAUCGGCCAUGGCGGCAUCGAUCGCGGUGGCGUCGUCAUGCCCAUGGGCGCCGGCACAAUGCCCGUCGGUGUGGGCGGCGUGGGUCAAGUGGGCGGCGGCGUUGGCGUCGGCGGCGGCGGCGGUGGUCCCAAUGCCAACGUCGGGCCACCGGGCAGCGGCAAUGGGGGACCCCAUUGCCAGAUAAGCGGCUCACAGCCGUUGGUCAUGCCCGGAUUCCCAUUGCGUAAUUCCCACUCAACGCAUGCACCGCAUUAUUCGCCAUAUUCGCCAUCCAGGUUUCACAUAGAUAAGCGCUGUCAGCACCGAUGUUCCUGGAAAUGCUUGAGCAUCGCCUUAAUAUUCGUAUCCGUCGUCCUAACCGCCAUGUUGGCAUACUUUGCAGCUGUCAGCUCGAUGAAGCCGAACAUGGACAGCACCAACUGCAUCCUAGUCCAGGACGUCAAGUCGCAGCCGCACGAUCUGCGCGGUGGGCCGGGGGGCAAGGCGAACGACAAGAGCGGAGGCGGGGCAACCGCCUAUCCCACGGAGGAAUCGAUACAGACCAGCACCUCGGACCACGGCAGCAACGGACACGGACUCAAUGGAGCGGCGGGAGGGGCCGGCGGUGGCGGCGUCGGAGGCGGGGCAACGGGCAUUCAGCAGCAGUUGCUGCUGCAGCAACAGCAGCCGCACUCGAUCAACCAGCCGCUGACGCCGAUGGACGCGACCAACACCCAGCUGCAGGACCACCAACUGACCUACGGAGGCGGCAUCGGCAACGGCAUGGGCAUGGGCCCGGGCUCCCUGAACGGCCAACAGCACAACAUGCUGCUGGCCCAAGCGGGCGGCGGCGGGAUGCACCACCACCAGGCGCUGCAGCCGCAGCUGGGAGGAGGCCAGUGGCCGCAGGUCGUGGAGCUGAAGGAGUUCAACGAGGUGUACCACGCCAAUAUACCGGCCUACCAGUUCUGGACCUUGGAGUUCCGGAACAAACAUCCGGCCUUCAUUCGGUUCAACUUCACGCUGCCGUGGGGCGCCCACUUUGCCGUCUACUCGCGCCGGAACGUGGCCCCGUCGGUCACCCAGCACGACUUUGUGGAGUUCAUCAAGGGCGGACGUCUGGACAGCCAUCUGCGGCACCGUCGCAGCCCCCCGGGCAAUGCCUCCUCGAUCGCCGGCAAGGACUGGGACGCCGUGUACCUCGACGAGCAGCAGCAGCACCUCCAAGAGCGGUUCACGCCACGACCAAGCCCCCAGUUCAGCUACGAGGAGCAGGACCCCGAUCUGAUGGAUGACAGCAACGACGACCCCGACCCCGACUCCGACUCUGGCGAGUUCUUCGAUGUCGAGACGCCCCUGGACACGGCCAAGCACCUCCAGCGACAGAUCCACUUUCAGCAGCAAAAUCCACAGUACGCGCAGCACUCGCAUGAGGUCAAGAAGCGCUCGGCGGUGGAUGGCGGCGGCCUGCCCGCCCUCGACAUGGACGCGAUGACGGUGAACGUGUCGCUGCUGCAGUAUCUGGACACCGGGCUCUGGUUCAUCUCCGUCUACAACGACGAGCUGGUGGCCCACUCCGUCUCGCUGCUGGCCGAGGAGGCCGAGGGCGUCAGCACCACCUGCCCCAACGACUGUUCCGGUCGCGGAAGCUGCUACCUUGGAAAGUGCGACUGUAUCGAUGGCUACCAAGGCGUUGACUGUUCCAAGAGCGUUUGUCCGGUGCUGUGCUCGGCGCAUGGCCACUACGGCGGCGGCGUCUGCCACUGCGAGGACGGCUGGAAGGGGGCCGAGUGUGACAUUCCGGUGGGCGAGUGCGAAGUCCCCAACUGCUCCAGCCACGGACGAUGCAUCGAGGGCGAGUGCCACUGCGAGCGCGGCUGGAAGGGACCGUAUUGCGAUCAACACGACUGCCUUGAUCCGCUGUGCUCGGGGCACGGCACCUGUGUGGCCGGACAGUGCUACUGCAAGGCCGGGUGGCAGGGCGAGGACUGUGGCACGAUUGAUCAGCAGGUGUACCAGUGCCUGCCCGGCUGCUCGGAGCACGGAACCUACGACUUGGAGACGGGCCAGUGUGUGUGCGAGCGCCACUGGACGGGACCGGAUUGUUCACAAGCUGUUUGCAGUCUGGACUGCGGGCGGAACGGGGUGUGCGAGUCCGGUAAGUGCCGCUGCAACACUGGAUGGACGGGCAACCUCUGCGAUCAGCUGCCCUGCGAUGCUCGAUGCUCGGAGCACGGCCAAUGCAAGAACGGGACCUGCGUCUGUUCCCAAGGAUGGAAUGGCAGGCACUGCACCCUGCCUGGCUGCGAGAACGGCUGCUCACGGCAUGGACAGUGCACCCUGGAGAACGGCGAGUACCGAUGCGACUGCAUUGAGGGAUGGGCUGGCAGCGACUGCUCGAUAGCCCUGGAACUUAACUGCAAGGACAACAUUGACAACGAUGGCGAUGGGAUGACCGACUGCUCGGACAGCGAGUGCUGUUCGCACCCGGCCUGCUCCGAGCACAUUAUGUGCCUCUCCUCGAACGAUCCCGUGGAGGUGCUGCUCCGCAAGCAGCCGCCCUCGGUGACGGCCUCUUUCUACCAGCGCGUCAAGUUCCUGAUCGAGGAGAACUCCGUGCAGUCGUACGCCCACAUGGAUGAGUACAGCGAAAAUCGCGUGUCUGUGAUGCGAGGUCAGGUGAUCACUCCUCAGGGACUUGGCAUCGUCGGCAUUCGUGUCUCCGUAGAUCGGGACUCGCGCUUCGGGUUCACCCUCACCCGCCAAGGAGGCUGGUUUGAUGUUCUCGUGAAUGGCGGAGGAGCGGUCACCCUACAGUUCCAGCGAUCCCCGUUCCGCCCCUUGACGCGCACCGUCUUUGUGCCGUGGAACCGCAUCGUAGUCCUGCCGCCCGUCCAGAUGCAAUUGAGCGAUGACGACGAGACCACCAGUCGCAACAUCAAGGUGGCGCCACUGAAUCCGGCCUUGACGUUCCUCAACUCCAUCCACUACCACACGGCGGAUGAGGCCAAUGAUGCCAGCAAGGUGUGCAUGGACCACGACCACGAGAAGCUGCGACCGCAGCUGAUCAGCACUUGGAUGCCCAAUGGCGUGGGCGCCAUGCCCGGCAAGCGGGUUAUCUUUGCCGAGACCCAGAUUGUCCAGGAGUCCAUACAGAUACCCGGCUCGGACCUGCACCUCACCUACCAGUCGUCGCAGGCAUCGGGCUACCUGAGCAUCGUCCGCAUGCGACUGACCUCGGAGACGAUACCCACGACCCUGACCCAUGUGCACGUGGGCGUGGAGAUCGAGGGGGCGCUGCACGUGAAGACGUACGAGGCGGACCCCAACCUGAUCCACACGUUCGCGUGGAACAAGCGCAACGUGUACCGCCAAAAGGUGUACGGCGUGACGAUCGCCCGGAUAUCGGUGGGCUACCAGCACACCACCUGCCAGACGCCCGUCUGGAUUACCCAGACAGCCAAGCUGCAGGGCUACGACGUGGACAUCUCGGACAUUGGCGGCUGGGGGCUGGACAUCCACCACCACUAUAACUUCCACGAGGGGAUCCUGCAGAAGGGCGACGGCAGUACGCUGCACAUGAAGGAGUACCCGCGCACCGUCAAGGUGGUGAUGGGCACCGGCCUGCAGCGGCCCCUCAACUGUCCAGACUACUGCAAUGGGGUGGCCAAGGACGCCAAGUUGCUGACUCCCAUCGCCCUGGCCACCGGCCCCGAUGGCAGCCUCUACGUGGGCGACUUCAACCUGGUGCGCCGCAUCACGCCCGACGGCAAGGUGUUCACCAUCCUCCAGCUGAGCGCCACCCAGGUCUCGUACCAGUACUACCUGGCCGUGUCGCCCGCCGACGGGCACCUGUACAUCUCCGACCCAGAGCGCCACCAGAUCCUGCGUCUGCUGCGCCUCGAGAAAGUCAAGGACCCGAGCAUCAACAGCGACCCGGUGGUGGGCAGCGGCCAGCGGUGCAUCCCCGGCGAUGAGGGCAACUGCGGCGACAGCGGACCCGCCCUAAUGGCGCGACUCUCCCACCCCAAGGGGCUGGCAAUUGCCGCGGACCGCACGAUGUAUAUCGCGGACGGCACUAACAUCCGGGCCGUCGACUCCAAGGGCAUCAUCCACACCCUGAUCGGCCACCAUGGCCAUCACAACCACUGGAGCCCGGCGCCUUGCACCGGCACCCUAAUGGCCAACCAGGCACAGCUCCAGUGGCCCACCGGCCUGGCCCUCAGCCCCCUGGACGGGUCGCUGCACUUCAUCGACGACCGCCUCGUGCUGCGCCUCACCUCGGACAUGAAGAUCCGCGUGGUGGCCGGCACCCCGCUGCACUGCAGCAACAACGGACAGGACAGCCGCGUUAACAAAACUGCCACCGACAACGUCCUAGGCACCGUGCUGGCCAUGGCCUUCUCGCCCUUCGGCGCUCUCUACAUAGCGGACAGCGACUCGCGACGCAUCAACUCCAUUCGAGUGGUGGACACGGCUGGAAACAUGAGAUACUUUGCCGGCAAGCAGGAGGGCACUGGCUCCCAGACCUGCGAGUGCGCCAUUGGCACGGGCAGCAACGGCAGCUCGGCCUCGGCCGGACUAGGCGGGGCCAGUGGUGGCGCCUACUCGACGACCGUGAACCCGACACGCAAUAAUGGCGGCACUACCCCGACGACCCCGGCGGGCGGAAACGGAAACAACGGCAGCGCUUCUGCCUCCACCUCGCUCCCCACGGGCAACGGCAGCUCCGCGGCCUGCAUCUGUCCUGGUGGCAUCGGCAUCGGCACGCUCUCAGGCUCUGGCUCUAGUUCCGGCUCCGGCGCGGGCACCGGCAACGGCGGCGGUACCCUGGCCAGCAUCGUUGGUGGCGGCAGUCUCAUGUCCACCGGCCCCACCACUACCACCACCGUGCUCCUGGGAGCGAAGACCACGGCCUCGGGCAUCGGCAGCGGUGCGACCCUUAACGACGACGGAACCCUAAGCAACGCCGAGACCCUGCUCUCCUCGAACGCCCGCUUCCAGGCUAUCUCGGCCAUUGCCGUGGCCCAGGACGGCGUCAUCAAUGUGGCAGAUCAAGGAUCCUUGCAUGUCUUGGCCUUGGAGCAUUAUCUGCCGUCGCACGACGAAAACGGAGAAUUCCACAUUCCGUUCCCGCCGUCGAGCGAGAUCUACGUGUUCAAUAGGUACGGCCAGCAUGUGGCCACCAAGGACCUGACCUCGGGCAAGACGCGCUACAGCUUCCUGUACUCGAAGAACACCAGCUUUGGGCGCCUGUCGACGGUCACGGACGCGUCGGGCAACAAGAUCCAGUUCCUGCGCGACUACAGCAAUGUCGUGAGCUCCAUUGAGAACACGCAGGACCACAAGUCGGAGAUCCAGAUCAACGGUAUCGGCAUCAUGACCAAGCUGAGCGAGAAGGGGCGCCAGGAGAUCGAGCUGGACUACGACAGCAACACGGGCCUGCUCAACUCGCGCUCCUCCGGCGGCGAGACGUACAUCUACCAGUACGACGAGUUCGGGCGCGUCACGGGCAUGAUCCUGCCCAGCGGCGAGAUCGUGCGCAUCACCUCCCAGCUGGCGGACAACAAAGGACUCACCAUCUACGUGCACGCCUCCGUGGAGUCGCUCUUCUCCCGCGAGCGCGUCGUCGGCGUCGAUGCCAACGAACUGCUCGUCCUCGGCAGCGUCCGAUCCACCUUCCUGAAACGCGGCCUGGCCCACGCCGAUGCGGAGCUGAAGGCCAACAACACCCUGGUCAUCCACGGGGCCAACGGAGUGGUGGUCGAGGCCUCUGCGGUGGCCCGGCACCCUCUGCUUGAGGCCGCACUGCCCGUGGAGGCGGAGAUGCUGGCCAUGUGGUCGCACCAGAGCGUCACCAUGGGCGACGGGCUGACCAACUCGAUGUAUUCGGUGUACAACCUGGUGGGCGAUGUCCGCAAUCCCCAGCAGACACUCAACCGCGAGAUCUGGGUCAACCAGUCGCGCGUGAUCGGAGUGGAGUUCGACCAGUUCACCAACCGUGAAACCUUCUACGACGGCCGACGCACGCCCAUCCUGAUCGUGGCCUACGAUCAGUCGGGACUGCCCAAGUCCUACUACCCCACCAAUGGCUAUCCGGUGAACAUCACCUACGACCGCUUCAACCGCGUCGAGGGCUGGGCCUGGGGCCCUGCGGAGCUCAAGUACAGCUACGAUCGGCACGGCCUGCUCUCGGAGAUCACCUCGCAGCAGGACGGCAUCAUCUCGUUCGUGUACAAUGACUGGAACCUCGUCUCCGAGAUCGGACUCGCCAGCCAGCGCAAGUUCGUGCUGCAGUACGACGACGCUGGCGGCCUCCGGCACGUGGUCCUGCCCUCGGGCACACGCCACAGCUUCAGCAUGCAGACCUCGAUCGGCUUCAUCCGCUGCACGUACACGCCGCCGGGCAGCACCCGAGCCUACCUCCAGCACUACAGCCACGCCGGAGCCCUGCUCCAGACCAUCCUUCCCGGGGACGGUGCCCGCAUCGUUUACCGUUACAAUGCGGCCGGCCAGCUCACGGAGGUGGUCCACGGGGACGGACGCAGCGAGUUUCAGUACAACGAGGCCAGCGGCAUGCCCAGCACGGUGUCGCACGCGGAACGGGAGCUGGAGUAUCGCUGGGACUUUGAGUACGCCGCCGGCCUCCUCACCGAGGAGCGCAUCGACUACGUGGCCAAGACGGGGCUGAGCAACGCCAAGUUCAGCUACGAGUACGACAGCCAGCUGCGGGUGGUGGCCCUGCAGGGCCGCAUCGGGGGCCAGAGUCUGCCGACGCAGGCCUUUGCCUACGACCCACGCACCGGCCAGCCCAGCCUCAUCGGGCAGUUCAAGUUCACGCGGCCCGCCCUCAACCAGACGCAGCUGCACGACGGCACGGCCAGCUUCACGCGGACCGUGGACGGACGCUUCCAGACACAGCGCAUGGCCCUGGCCAUACAUCGGCUGGAGGUGUUCCGCAUGGAGUUUUCGUACGGCGUGCACGGCCGUAUCUCGCAGACGCGAACCUACACCCGGAACAUGGCCGUGAACAGCUACACGAACGUGAAGAACUACACAUGGGACUGUGACGGGCAGCUGGUGGGCGUGGAGGCGCAGGAGCCAUGGGGCUUCCGGUACGACGACAACGGCAAUCUGCUCUCGCUCACCUACCGCGGCAACACGAUCCCGAUGGAGUACAACGCCCAGGACCGCAUCGUGAAGUUCGGAGAGGGCCAGUACAAGUACGACGCCCGCGGCCUGGUGGCCCAGAACGCGCGGGAGGAACGCUUCCACUACAACACGCAGGGCCUGCUGGUGCGCGCCUCGAAGCGGGGUCGCUUCGACGUCCGCUACUACUACGACCACCUGAAGCGGCUGACCACGCGCAAGGACAACUUCGGGAACGUGACCCAGUUCUUCUACACGAACCAGCAGCGACCCUACGAGGUCUCGCAGAUCUACUCGCCCCGCGACGGCAAGCUGAUGUCGCUCACCUACGACGACGUGGGGCACCUCAUCUACGCGCAGGUGUACCGCCACAAGUACUACGUGGCCACGGACCAGAGCGGCACGCCCCUGAUGCUCUUCAACCAGUACGGCGAGGGCAUCCGCGAGAUCAUGCGCUCGCCUUUCGGCCACAUCGUCUACGACUCGAACCCAUAUCUGUAUCUCCCGAUCGACUUCUGCGGCGGCAUCCUGGACCAGGUGACCACCCUGGUGCACAUGGGCGACGGCCGGGUCUACGACCCGCUGAUUGGACAGUGGAUGUCGCCGGACUGGCAGCGCGUGGCCGAGCGCAUUAUCACGCCCACGCGACUCCACCUGUACCGGUUCAACGGCAACGACCCCAUCAACGUGGGCCACGAGCGCCACUACCCGCAGGACUUUGCCAGCUGGAUGCGAACCCUUGGGUACAAUGUGGGCAACCUGGUGCCGCAGCUGGCACGCGACCUCUGGCAGUCGCCGGCCCUUUGGGGACGUCCGCCCGCCAACCCCAUUGCCCUGAACAUGCGCCGACCCUUCGACAAUAUCCCCACCAUGGCCGUGGAGAGCGGAUUCCUCGCCCACCUCAAUGUGCGCCGGAUGUCCGACUUCGAGCAGCUUUCGGCCCCGCCGCGGUCCGCCCUCAAGUGCGACGUAAUGGACCCCUCGCCGCGCAUCAUCGGCUCCGACACGGAACCUCCCUUCGGCAAGGGCAUCGUCAUCUCCCGGACGGCGGACGGGCAGGCCAUCGUGUCCAGCGUACCGGCGGCCAAUGCGAUCUAUCGGGACGUGUACACGAGCGUGUUCAACCGCUCGAAGCUGCUGCCCUUCACCUUCGUCGUGCACAACGCCCAGCAGGACUCGUUCUUCUUCGUCAAGGAGGAUGCGUGGCGUGCCAGCGAGGACCGGCAACAGCUCAAGCGGCUGCAGGGGCAAGUGAACACCACCUUCCACGAGAUCACGCGCGAGGCUGCACCGGCCGGGACGUCUGGCUCCAGUGGCUCCGGUGGCUCCUCAUCGUCGGCGGUCUCCGCUGCCGGCACCUCGGGCGGCAACUAUCUCGACGUGAAGAUCCAUGGAGCGCACGCAAUCAUCAAUUUGCGGUACGGCACCACCGUCGCCAAGGAGCAGCAGCGCCUGAUGCACCACGCCAAGCUCACCGCCGUCCGCAAAGCCUGGCAUCGGGAGAAGGAGGCCCUGCGCAGCGGUCUGACCACCGCCCUAGAGUGGACCCAGCAGGAGAGCGACGAGAUCCUCAAGCAGAGCUAUGCCAACAACUACGAGGGUGAGUACAUCCACGACGUGGCCCUCUACCCGGAGCUCGCCGAGGAUCCGUACAACAUCAAGUUCGUGAAGAAAAAGGGCGCCACCGGCGGCGCUGCCGGGGUGCCCAAUGCCCGGCGCAGACGCCGGCGCUCCCCGGACCGCGAUAUCGACGAGGAUGCGACGGCCGAGGAGGCCGUUGCCUGUUAGCUCUUGGACGAUGCCCCGAUCUCGGAGAUGCGAUUACCAUCCACCCAGCAGCUCUACUAAGAAGAAAGAGAGUGCCGUAACGGCUUACGGCGCAGGAAGCAUAAUUAUUUAUAUAUAUAUAUAUAGGACUAAAUGUAUGUUAUCGAACAGUUAUUUGAUGUCAAGGAACAUAUAUAUACGGAUUUUUUUUAUCGUUAGGAACUAGAGAGGUGCGACAAAAAAUGCAUAUAAGUAGGGACUCGGAUCCCAUGUAGAUGUCAUGGAUCUCAUGGCAGAUGCAUACAUAAUCCGAAGUAGAGGUAUACCCGUACUCGUCUAUGUGUGUGUGUCAUCGGCUAUAUCUAGACAGAUGCAGAUACAGAUAAUGAUACCGAUACCGAUACCGAUACCGAUACCGAUACCGAUACACUGAUACACCGAUAUCGAUAUCGAUACAGUUAUAGAUACUACCUAGAAGCAUACAUAGAUAUACAUACAUAUAUGCUAUAUAGCAUAGUGCAGUAGUCAUAUAAACAGCCCAGAAAAUCAACCUAAAACACAUACAUAACCAUAUACAUAUGUACAUGCAUACUCAGAAACAAUAAGGCGUGGCAAGGGGCGUCAGAUGAUUGGGUAAUAGUAAAAGAGUAGAACAGUAGAAGAGUAGAUGGGAUACAGGGGAAUGCAGUAGGCAAGGAGGGAAUCUUUUUUUCGUGGUACUCGAGCUUUUUGAGACUGGCAUAGUUUUAAACGAAUCACAAAGCGCGCGGAUACGAACACACAGAAACAGACACUCGAACAGACAGACAGACGAAUAUCCGACGGAGUGGGCCCAGAAGGAUAUUCAUAGCCAGGACCAUCAGCCAUCUUAAAUGUAUAUAGAAAAUAUAUGGCAAUGGGAAUGAAUAUGAUAUAUGAGAAGCGGAAUAGAAUUAGCAACAGAUGGAGCCCUGGCACGCCGUCUAGGCCACACCACAAGCCACACACAUAAACGACUACAUUUGGCGACACAAUUGGGGGCCUGUGGGAGAUUUUUGCUUAGCGAAAGCGUUCUCUCAUUUGCUUGGCACAGUGUCUCAGCUUCGGAACAAACAGAAACGGAAAUCUAUUCAAAAAAAUGCAGCAAAAAAUAUUUAUUAUUAAAAAAGAAACAACAAAAUUUAGCUUAUAGGAAAAGGAAAAGAUUUUUUUUUUUUUAAUUAUGCAUAAAGAUAGAUAUAAACACACAAAAAUAUAUAUAGGUAUAAAUAUAUAUAUAUAUAUAUAUACAUUUAUAUAUAUAGAAAUGGAUAUGUAUGAAUAGAAACCUAUAGAUGUAAAUUCCUGAUAGAUAAGCUUAAGUUUUUGUCCUAACUAAUUUAUUCACUAUUAUUGCUCGCAGCGGCGGCAAAGAAGGAACAUCCACGAUCCAAAAAACAACCACAACUCGUCUAAGAUCGAAAUAAGUCUAAUGAUACACAUAUACAUAUAUAUAUAUAUAUAUAUACUGCUAUUAUCGUAUGGAAUGUGAAAUGUUAUGUUAUUAUUUAUAAGUUUGCUUUUCGAACCCAGCUGAAUGCGACCCAAAAUAGAACCCACACAUGAAAAAGAAUCGAUCUAAAUAAAGCUUGAAACAGUAUUAAAACAGAACAACAACAAACACAAUAAACCAAAAUUAUGCAGGAUUAAAGAGGCCGAAUAAAUACGGAAAUCUCCAAUCGGAAAGAUCAUUUCAAAAGAUCAGUUUCCGUCCAAAAUCAGAUGCAGAUACAGAUUCAGAUUCAGAUACUGAUACAGAUUCGGACUAUGAUCGAGAAUGAGAUGCAAAGUUAGCCCCCAAUUCAAGCAGACAUAUUGGCUAGAUAUAGCCUCUCUCUCUCUCUCUCUCUCUCACUUUCAGAUAUUAAUUAAUAAAUUUAUUAACAAAACAAUUAUUACUGAUUUUCACUCGAAUCGCUUGAAAGCCCUAACAUUUUUGUUCGUUUUUUUUCCAUGAAUUGGUGCUUAUCGAAUUUAUUGCAAAAACUAUAUGAAUAUAUACAUAUAGAUGUAGCUGUUAAAGUGCAUGUGCAUAAAUAAGUUGGUCGAUUCCUUGCCUCCUAGACAUUAGCCGGAAGGGCACCUAUGAGAAUGAGAAUGAGAGUGGACUCUUAGGAGAAAUCCAAUCCCCAAAGGAGAAACCAAACAGAAAGAAUUGCUGAAUUAAGUAGUUGCAAAGAAAUGAAAUCUUUAAGACAAAACACCGACUCAAAACCCAAAAACACACACAAAAUGAGGCCAAAACGAUCGAUCAAUUUAAGGAAGAGUAUGCUGUACGCAGAGAAUGCCCGCUUGUGGAGAGUCCGCAUCUGUGGGAUAGCGUUAUAUCAAAAAAAAAGAAAUAAAAAAAAAACGAAAAAAAAAAGUAGAAGAGAAGAGAAAUGAAAUGAAACGAAUUACAGUUGCUGGAGUAUCUGUGUAUAUACAUUAAGGCUAAUCAAGGUAAACUAGUGUUAUAUCGUAUAUAGCACCAUGCAUCGUAAUCUUAAUACAUAUAUAAAAUAUAAAGGAUAUGAUAUAUAUAGUAUAUGAACAGAUAUCUGUAUGCAUAAGUGUAUACAACAUAUUUUUUUGCUUCUUUUCUCCAUCGUUGUUGCGCCUAACUAGAUGUAAAAUAAACGAUACAGAGCAAACGGAUAUAAUAUAUGAUGAUACGGAGAUGUAAGAGUAUUGCGUAAGGUAUACACAAUACAUAUACAUAUAUAUACUUAUGUAUUUUAGAUAUGUAUGUGCGUGUGUGGAUAUGUAGGUGCAUGAAUGUCAUACGAUAUGGGGGUAGCACUCCACUCCGUGCGAGUGUGCGAGUACUCCUCUCCUCUCGUUUCUGAUUUGUGUUUCGUUUCCGUUUCGUUGAUUGGCAAACCAAAACCAUUUGAAAAAAGAGCAGGAGUCAGUUACCUAUUAGAAUUUGGCAAGCAUAUAGGAAAAGGAAAAGAAACGAAAAGAAAACAAAACAAAACAAAACAAAACAAAACAAAACAAAAGAAAAUAAAACAAAACUUAAAUUGCUUCAAAAGCAAACAAAAAAAGAAAAACCAAUGGCACACUAAAAUUAAUAUUAUGGAUUGCCGAAAACUAAGGAGAAAAUGGCUUGGAGAAUGGGGAAUAGAUAAUAGAAAAACCCACAGAGAAAAUAAAAGUGCAGAAGCUGCGGACGGAACAACCAAUAUGUAUGUGUAAAUAUCUCGAGAGAAAAAGCAAGUAUUUUAGUGUACGAGUAUUUAUGUUAGAGCUACACGAAAACAAAA
Drosophila miranda is the source of this 13894-nucleotide messenger RNA. RefSeq names its product teneurin-a (gene Ten-a). Gene Ontology annotation, biological process: motor neuron axon guidance. The coding region runs from base 1533 to 10649 and encodes 3038 amino acids. The record is from RefSeq and is a predicted model, not a curated record. The transcript has 16 exons. NCBI's taxonomy places the organism in Eukaryota, Metazoa, Arthropoda, Insecta, Diptera, Drosophilidae.